AUGCCACUUUCUUCACCCUUGUCCUCACCCUUGGCCUCAGCUUCUGAUGAAUAUAAAGAUAAGCUAGAGGAAGAAUCUGAAAUGUACGGAGAUAUUGUUGUUAUGAAUAUCACAGAGAACAUGAAUCAAGGAAAGACGUUUGAAUAUUUCAAUUGGUUUGCUAAGAAUAGGGAGGAUAAUUAUAUGGUCAAAUUGGACGAUGACACUUUCAUCCACCUUAUUCACUAUUACCGUGACCUUCAAGAUUUACCGAGAGAACGUGCGUACUAUGGCAAUGCUCUAGGAUAUGAACAUGGAACAUACACGUUUAUGGGAGGUGCGGGAUACACACUUUCCCGCGACCUCGUUAUAGAUAUUGCUGGAUCCGACUGGGCUGGUUCAAAUGCCGUAGGUAAUGAAGACUGGCUAGUGGGUAAGUGGGUAUGUCAUGUGGCUAGGGAGAAGAAGUACUUCGUGCACUAUGUUGGCUUUACAAGUUGGGUGCCCAUCCGCCAAAAUCCCAUCCAUGACUUUGACGAAAAUCUGGACCUUCACAUCUUUGGCGAGACCAUCAUGAUCCAUCAAGUAAAAGGCAUCGAGAAGUUGAAUGCCAUUAAGGAUGUAUACUCCGAAUACGAAGAGGGAUUGCCCAUGGUAAGAGUCAUUCGGAAUUCAACGGCCACAGGACUAGCUACAAAGAGGGAGAUUAUUCCAAGAUGCUGGUCCGAAGUUGAGAAAGAAAAGAUCUGGGAUCAAUUGCAAGGUAUUGGAUAG
Molecule: messenger RNA, 753 nt
Organism: Dentiscutata erythropus
Lineage: Eukaryota; Fungi; Glomeromycota; Glomeromycetes; Diversisporales; Gigasporaceae
Source: the annotation of a GenBank genome assembly